Calypte anna (Anna's hummingbird) is the source of this 6434-nucleotide messenger RNA. It is a transcript of the gene PDIA4, whose product is annotated as protein disulfide isomerase family A member 4. Bases 119 to 2071 code for a protein of 650 amino acids. Gene Ontology annotation, molecular function: protein disulfide isomerase activity. The record is from RefSeq and is a predicted model, not a curated record. Lineage: Eukaryota; Metazoa; Chordata; Aves; Apodiformes; Trochilidae. Gene Ontology annotation, cellular component: cell surface; endoplasmic reticulum; endoplasmic reticulum lumen. Gene Ontology annotation, biological process: protein folding; response to endoplasmic reticulum stress. The transcript is spliced from 10 exons.
CUCCGCGAGGGGCGCGCCGAGCCGGGCCGGGCCGGAGCGAAAGAAAGGGAAAGGAAGGGAAGGGAAAGGAAGGAAGGGAAGGGAAAGGAAAGGAAGGAAGGGAAGGGGUUACGGCGGGAUGAGGCCGAGUGGGGUGCGGGUGGUGUUGCUGCUACUGCUGCUGGUUCUGGCCCAGAUCGCCGUCCCGGCGCGGGGUGCGGCAGCCGAGGAGGACGACAACGAGCACGGAGAAUCAGUUACAAAAGAAGAUGAUGAUGAUGAUGAUGAUGCUGGCAGUGAAGAUGAUGAUGAUGAUGAUUCUGAAGUUAAAGAAGAAAAUGGUGUAUUAAUCUUGAACGAUGCAAACUUUGACACCUUUACUGCAGACAAGGACACUGUUCUGCUGGAGUUCUAUGCACCAUGGUGUGGGCACUGCAAGCAAUUUGCUCCUGAAUAUGAAAAGAUAGCCAAAACUCUGAAGGAAAAUGACCCUCCUAUUCCAGUUGCCAAAGUAGAUGCUACUGCAUCAACUUCGCUAGCAAGUCGUUUUGAUGUCAGUGGCUACCCAACCAUCAAAAUCUUGAAAAAAGGCCAACCUGUUGACUACGAUGGUUCUCGGACAGAAGAUGCAAUUGUGGCCAAAGUCAAGGAGGUUUCUGAUCCCAAUUGGACCCCUCCACCAGAAGCUACCCUGGUAUUGACCCAGGAUAAUUUUGAUGACAUCGUGAAUAAUGCUGACAUAAUCCUGGUGGAGUUCUAUGCACCAUGGUGUGGACACUGCAAAAGACUUGCUCCAGAAUAUGAGAAGGCUGCCCAAGAGCUCAGCAAACGCACGCCUCCUAUUCCUCUGGCUAAAGUCGAUGCCACUGCUGAAACUGAGCUUGCCAAGAAGUUUGAUGUUACUGGCUACCCAACUCUGAAAAUUUUCCGCAAGGGCAAACCUUAUGACUACAGUGGUCCCCGGGAAAAAUAUGGUAUUGUUGAAUACAUGACUGAACAGGCUGGUCCUCCAUCCAAACAGAUUCAAGCAACCAAGCAGGUACAGGAGUUUCUGAGGGAUGGGGAUGAUGUCAUCAUCAUUGGUGUCUUUAGUGGAGAGAAUGACAAAGCCUACCAGCUCUAUCAGGAAGCAGCUAAUGGUUUAAGAGAGGAUUACAAGUUCCACCACACCUUCAGCAAUGAGAUUGCAAAACUGUUGAAAGUAUCUCCAGGAAAACUGGUUUUCAUGCAGCCAGAAAAAUUUCAGUCAAAGCAUGAGCCCAAGAUGCAUGUUUUGGAUCUUAAAGACUCUGCAGAUGGAUCAGAGAUUAAAGAGCAUGUUCUAAAACAUGCUUUGCCUCUAGUGGGUCAUCGCAAACCUUCCAAUGAAGCUAAAAGAUAUGCCAAGCGUCCUCUAGUGGUUGUGUAUUAUUCUGUAGACUUCAGUUUCGACUAUCGUGUUGCUACCCAGUUCUGGAGAGGCAAAGUCCUGGAGGUGGCCAAAGACUUUCCUGAAUAUGUGUUUGCUGUUUCUGAUGAGGAAGAUUAUUCUUCUGAAAUAAAAGAUUUGGGCCUACUUGAGAGCGGAGAAGAUGUCAAUGUCGCCAUUCUGGAUGAAGGUGGCAAGAAGUAUGCCAUGGAGCCAGAAGAGUUUGACUCUGAUGUGCUCAGGCAAUUUGUGCUGGCAUUUAAAAAAGGAAAACUGAAGCCUAUUGUGAAGUCCCAGCCAGUGCCAAAAAGUAAUAAAGGGCCUGUGAAAGUGGUAGUGGGCAAAACUUUUGAUACUAUUGUAAUGGAUCCAAAGAAUGAUGUUCUCAUAGAGUUCUAUGCCCCGUGGUGCGGACACUGCAAGAAACUAGAACCCGUGUAUACUGAGCUAGGAAAAAAAUACAAGAAUGAGAAAAAUCUUGUCAUCGCCAAGAUGGAUGCUACUGCCAAUGAUGUGACAAAUGAGCACUACAAAGUGGAGGGAUUCCCUACUAUCUACUUUGCUCCAAGGGAGAAGAAGAACAACCCUAUUAAAUUUGAAGGCGGUGACAGAGAUUUAGAGCAUCUGAGCAAAUUUAUAGAGGAGCAUGCAACAAAACUCUCUAGAACAAAGCAAGAGCUUUAGAUAAUAUGAGAGUGGUGAAGAAAAAGUGCUUGUACAUUGUAGUUAAGGGCAAGUUACUGACAACUUUGAGAGAAGAAUAAGCAGUUUGAGCAACAAAAUUCCUGAGAAGUAAAGUUUCCUAUUGCAGUAUCUUUUUUUUUUAUAUGGCAUAAAAGUUUUUCUGGACACUGAACUUCUCUGAUAUGAAAGUCAUACACUAGUUACGGUUUUGGUCUUUGGAGAAAAAUACAUCCUUUAUUUUUUUUGACUAUUCUGAGCUUGAUCAUUUUACUCCAGUGCAACUGUUUUUUAAUGUAAAAGGUAUUACCAAAAAGAGGGAACCAGAUCUCUCUGCCAAACAGGUUUCUUUGUCUUAUUUGUUUGUAUGGUUAUUGGGGGGAACAGUGUUUUGAGCCAGUCUCCUGUUUUAUUUCUGUAUACCUAUUGAUUUGACUAUUUCACUGUAUUAAUUGCUGAGGGUAAGAACGGGAGUUUUCUAAAGCAUCAGUGAAUUAUUUGGUGCUAUUGAGAUAAGACUUACUAAAUGUGCUUCUAGACCUGGCUUUUUUUGCUUUCUUCCUCUCUGUAGAGAGUGAUGCUAAAAUAGCAAGUUUUUCUAAUGUACGUUUCCUUACUAGUCCAUAUGGACUCAUUUAUAUCUUAGUCUUCCCAUGUAUGUUUUGGAGUAAUUGGAGUGCAGCAGAAAGCAUCUAGUUGGGUAGUGAUGCUUGGAUUCUGGUGUCAGGUCUGUUAUUGUUUCCUUUUGCAGAAAGUGUUUGCUAGUAGAUUGUUCUUUGGUGAAGCAGAUCAGUACCUUCUGAUGGACUUUAUUUCUGUGGCAGUUUCUGCAGGUACAAAGGAUGAUCACAUUUACUCUGUGCUCCACUUGGCAGUAUGUGCACUUGAGAGUGGAUUUUGAUGUUGAAUGCCCUAAUACAGUUUAGUCCAUACAUUUAUGGGCCACGUUGGGUUAGCAGGCUGAUGUGCUACAGAAGCACUGUCUGCCUCUUCUCAGAGCUGUGAUGCUGCCAUGUGUGUGACUUGAGUAUCACUGAGGCAGUUUUGAUACAUAUUUCAUUCUACAGGUAGUGCUUCCAAGUGUUUCUUAGUUUUACUCCUUUUCAGUUCUUUGGAGGGUGUGCAAAUCUAAAACCACGACCCAGUCUUUUUUUGUUUGGGGACAUAGCCUUGUGGUUAGCAAAGGUUAAACCCAUGUCCAGUAAGUUGCUGUUAAGGUGUAGUCUAAGGACCUGAAAGGGCCUUCAAGGGGAUAAUCCUUACACUUUCUGAUGUACCUCCCUAGUGCCUUGACCGGAGUACUGUUCCUGACUGUUAACAGCCUACAUAACAAAGUGUGCCUAUUGAAUUGUUCUUACAGAGGUCUUGCAUGAAGGCUUUCUCUUAAUUAACAAUUUACCUGAAGCUACUGAAAAAAGCUUACCAGCAGAUGAUGAAGUGUAUCAAAUCUCCAUGCAGUGCUGGGGUGUGCUUGAAUGCAGUUCAGCUCCUGUUGCUUAGCAGCAAAAACUGGGAAGUGAUACGCAGUUAUAGAGGAUCAGAUCUCAGUUGCCCCUUGGUGUUAAAGCAGUGCAAAUCAGUCAUUUCAGGCCCUGCGACUGCCAGUCUCCUUUUUGUGACAGCUUUUUCUCUUCUGUCCUUAAGUGUAAAGGUAUGUGUUAAGCUUAGGCGGUAUUUCACCUCCAAGACACCAAGUGCGUUAUCUUUCCAUCACUUGUUCUUUUCUGUUUGCAGCUUUUCUGUAGAGCCUUCAAAAGGUCUGUGAUGAAUGCACGGAGGCCACAGGGACAAGAUCAGACUUAGCUGAACACAAGCUUACAUUAGAGGUGACUUUCUUCAGCUUUAGAAAGUAUCCAUCAGACAAGUAGUAAGCUCUGUCCUGCCUGCAUGUUGAGAUCAACUCAAGUUUAAUAAUCCAACAAGUAGGCACUGACUUUCUAAAUCACUUCUUAAACAUAGUUACAUCCCUAAGCAAAUGCCUCGCUAGGGAAGGAGGGAACUAAAUUGCUCUUGCUUAUUAGCUGCAGGUUUGUAGGCAUUUAUUUCAAAACAGAUGUCAUCUAACCAACAGGAGUACAUGGGUAAAUAUGGAACAUGUAGAUGGGAGCGUAUGAAGUCCCCUAUUAGUGGGGACUGUAGUCUGGGCUGAAGCUCCAUACUUUCCAAGCCAGUGUCAAAAUGGAGCGUAAGUUUCUCACCUGCCUUCUUGCAAGUGCUACCUGAUUUUCCUUGAUUUUCACUUCUUACAGAGGAAAAAAAAUAAGGCAUGCACUGCAGAAGAACAAGGGAGCUUUCCUGACUUUUUGUUACCUACAGCUGCAUGAGAAAAUGGCGUCAUUUCUAGUUACAGUUCCAGAUGGAAGAAAGCCUGCAAUUUAUGCUUCAGCACAGGACUAAUUUGUGUGGCAAUAGUAGUACCUAGCCUGGCCUGUUGAAAAUAUCUCCCCCACACACAUUCUCUAGAAAACAAAAACAUUUCUGUAAACCGUAGUACAUUUUUAAGUAGUCAGACUUGGGACUUCUUCAAGGCUGUAUCUUUCACUUCCAGGACCAAGGACUAAGGUAAGCGGCAACUCUAGCACAGCCAGUGAGGACUGAGUUUUUUCAUAAUGGAAGAUUGAUUGUUAACAGUAGAGGGCCAGGUCUUUCUAUAAUCAAGGUUAUUAUUUGGUUUCCACUUUAAACAAUUUUAUACUUCAAAAAUGUUAAAUUAUUGUGAUGCCUGGAUAUGACCCAAGAUUGGACUAGUGGCAUGCAAGCAAGGUACUGCAGAGCUGAAGACUACACACGGUUUCUCUGUCCUCUUGUACAUGAGGCUGUGUGUUCAGGAAAAUGGGCUUCUAAAAGUGGAACAUAAGUAAGAAUAUAUGAUAUACCCUCAAGGCUUUUCAGAAAGUAUCAUGGUCAAAGUCAAGUCAUCAAACUUGCGUGUAAUUUCUUUUGUGGCAGGCAAGGGAAACCCCUACAAGCUGUCCAUGGUUCAGAAGGUUUUUUGUUCACAGCCUGCAUUGGUAAUUCACAGGGAUCAGAGGACCAAGUACUGAGUCCUUGAUGUAGGUUAAGGGGUACUUCAAGCCCUGUGCAAACUACUUAAUCCACCUAGUGAAACUAGUACAGUGUCUUGAAUUUGUUAAGCAGUUUGGCUUCUGUUUGCUGUGCUCCAGUUUUCAGUGCAGAACAGGGAUCUGUGAGCAACCCUAACCGAAGGCACUGAAAUGCUGGAGCAUCUUUUCUUAUUUGCCAGGCAUUUCUGGGACUCAGCUAGAAGUGCUGCACAGCUUGAAGUAUGGACAUGUUGCAGUCGAUGGUUAGGGGAGGGCUUUUGAUUACCAACUACUGCAAACCUUGUCCUGCCUGGACCCAUGAAGACACACAGCCACAGGCAGAGAAAAUGUUUUCCUGGCGUGUGUUACCUGUCUUGAUACCUCUGUGCCCAGAAUCCCACAAAACUCACAAUGCACCUUCUUUUUCUUUCAACUUCUUCAGAGGUUUCUCUGUGCUGAAGCUGCUUCCUUUAGACAUGGCUGUGAAUGUUCUCAGAGGCCAUGGACUGAUGUCACAUGAGUGUUUGUUGUGCUGGAGUUUCUGUGCCAUGAACAGCGUUUUAUAGGAAGCCACUAUGUUGUUAUCUAACCCUUAGCAGCAUUGUUUUUUGCACAAUUCCUAAACGUCUGGGCAAGCUCUGUACACACCGUGAAAUCCAAAAUGUCUUUGCAGAGUCUGGGUGAGACUGCUUGGUUCUGGAAGGACAGGGUUCUGUUUUAAAGUGAAGGAGAAAUCUGCUCUGUGAAUUAACCAUGAAUCCUUACACUAGAAAGGUGGAAGUUUAAGAAAUACUCUUUGUUCAAAUCCCAAGCUGUGUGUGACUUGAUUAGCUUUAUCCCCUUUUAUGCUAUAUUUAACCCAGUCAUGCAAAGAAAACCCUUAUCUCCAUCAUUAACCAAAUCCUCUGAUGGAUUUCCAUAUGCUGGGUCUUGAACUGCCAGUUGUUUCUUUAUAAUGAAAGCCGAUGCUUGUCAGCUUGCUCAUGAUUAAUGCUCUCAUACUUGCUUUGUCCAAGUUACAGUAGUUUUCUUGAAAUUUAGUAUGUUUUGCCUUUACAGUAGGGGAGCUCUGCAACACAGCCUGGUAAAUUGCUGCUUAGAAUGAUAGAAUCAGAGUAAAGAAAAACACAGCAGAAGGGUAGGUUCAAAUGGAAAGCAAACGAUAACCCAAAUUUCCAUAACACAUCAAGGCUAGACCAGACCAUUUGCUUACUUAUUUUGAUUGCUUUACAUAUUGGGUCACAAGUUUUCAGCUGUUUACUUUCUAUGUUCAACCUGGUAACUUGCAUUUAACCUAUGUACCUGUUCCAAAAAAAAAAAAA